AUGCAGAAAAAUGCACCCAAGUUUUCCGUCAGUAAAUGGAACAUCCUACCGGCAAAUCGCCGUAGCAAAUUUUUCUGGGAAAAACUCAAUGAAUACCUAGAACCUUUGUUGAGCGCCGAUUUUCCUCUCAUGGAUGAGGAGUUUCGCGGUCUCUGUAAUGUAGCGAAUCAGCCCCCAGGAACGCACCCAGUUCUUAGCGAAACCCUCAUAGCAACAGUGAAGAAUUUGCGCAGUUACUGUGAGGGUGUUACGCUAUGGAACCCCUUGUCCCUCGCCGCCCAUCUCGACAUACCACCAACUGAUGUCAUUGAACAAUUACUGCUCGCUAAGGAGGCUGGUUUAGUUUCCAUGGUCUUUGUUGUUCCCUGUCAGUCAUGCGGGUGUGAUAUGUUACGUGCGAACUCAGUGGGUGAAAUAUGCUUUAGAGCGACAUAUCAUAAAAGCAAUGUUAUUGACUGCCCAAUGUGCACAGAUCGUAACGAGGUUGACAACCUCGCCAGGGUUGCCGUGUACUUUCAAGAUGCCACACCCUUACCCCUGUUAUCGCGAAAAUUUCAUCGUUUGUUUUAUAGUCAGGAAGUGGUGCGGCGGUGCUUGGAAACAGUGUUUUGCCCACAAGAUUGUGCUUUCAUGUUUAACAUGAGACUGCCUGAAGGAACGUUCCUAAUCAUUGCCCCCGGUUUGGGUGUGAUUGUUCAGUUGGAGGUAGAGACUGGCGCGCAGUUCUUGGAGCGCAACCGUCCGUAUCAUGAUGUUCGGCUUUUGCUAUCAAAGUUCGUAACUGAAAAUAACUCAGAUUCUGCUGAAACCGCCAAUGUGGCUCAAGAUCGAAAUAUAAUUAAGGUGAAGCAUGGUAAACUGUCCUUCCGUGUGUUUAACGAUACACAGCAUGCAACCUUCUUGGAUAUUUGCAUAGCUUUCGAUGUACGACUGGAAUUCUUGUCUCCGAAGAAGCCCGUAGUUACGACCGUGCCGAUGCUCCUCCACCACUCGACGCGGGGCCUGCGCUCCCCCUUGUUUUAUCUGUUUACUCCAGCACCACCAGGUGUGAGGACGAGCGGUGUUUACGUGCUGCAUUCCUUUGAAAUGCCGAACCAGGACAUGGAGGAAGUAAUUUUGUCUGGUAGUGACUCUACCGUCGCUGUCAUACGUGAGGUCCACCGCUAUUCGUUAGAGGACCAUAGUGGCCUUUUACUAUCUGUAGGCGUCGGUGGUGCAACUUUCGAGUCAUCCUUUAUGUCCUACACCGCCGCCUUGGCCUCCUCGUUGUGCUUUGCACAACGCUUAGUAACUCGACUUGGCAAUGACAUCGCAGGAGCUCUGUCCUGCAGCAUCACUGCAGGUGAGCUUUAUAUGGCUUCCUUUAAGGGACAGUAUGAUGAUGACGAAAACGAACGUUCCGCUUACCCUAGUGUGCAGAUUAUUGGACCUGCGGUGUAUGCAGGACAUCAUCCACCGCCUGCCGUAGAUCCACCCUGCACGAACGAGCUAAUGCAAAAAUACACUCGUAACGUUCGCUUUGAAAUGCGCGUGGUAUCAGACGACAAUACAGGCGUUUGUCUCAAGUCCCUCGCCGCAGAUGAGAUGUUGGAUCCGUUUCUGACUUACAUGCAGGAAAACUUUGUGGGAGUGGAAAUAAAGGAAGAGCCACAAGCAUUAGUUGUUGUUGUUCCACUAGAUACGCUCAAUGCAAAGGUGAAACUUGCUUCCUUAGUGGACUCAACAACAUAUACUAAGGAAAUACAUGGCCCCUUUGGUUAG
This is a messenger RNA of Trypanosoma brucei brucei TREU927, 1761 nucleotides long. RefSeq lists its product as hypothetical. Lineage: Eukaryota; Euglenozoa; Kinetoplastea; Trypanosomatida; Trypanosomatidae. The transcript has a single exon. The coding region runs from base 1 to 1761 and encodes 586 amino acids. The record is from RefSeq and is a predicted model, not a curated record.